This is a messenger RNA of Eriocheir sinensis (Chinese mitten crab), 7176 nucleotides long. Its product is annotated as mucin-17-like. The transcript is spliced from 7 exons. NCBI's taxonomy places the organism in Eukaryota, Metazoa, Arthropoda, Malacostraca, Decapoda, Varunidae. The record is from RefSeq and is a predicted model, not a curated record. Bases 350 to 6238 code for a protein of 1962 amino acids.
CCCAGGCCGCGGGUGUCUGUGGGGGAUGACGGGACCCCGACAGAGGGCAACACCGUCGGGGCUCCUCUCGCCGGUUAUAUUUUAGUGCCGCGCUUGGUGCCCGGCCACAGCUGCCCGCGCCAAGUCCUUGUACAACCCACACCAUACCUAGGUUUCGUGAAUUUUCCUGUGUCUGCCGAGAGAGAGGAGGUAGGUGUCCCCAGCGGUCAGGGGUGGGCGCGGGGCAGCUGGCAUGGGGGGCGGGGCUCCUGCGGAAAACACACACGCCUGCACACACGCCCACACGAGCCCGCGACACACCUGAGGGGAGAACCGGUGGAGGCUCAUCAACACCUGACAGCCUUUAGUGAUGUCGCGCGAGGGAGGGCCUGCCGGGGGCGGCGGGCGUGACGGGGCCAGCGGUGUGGCCGCCCAGCCUUUCCCGCCACAGUUCUACCCUGUGGUUGGGUACCAAGGGUCACCUCAGGCCUGGUUCCCGCCACACCCCUCCACAGGAGUCCCCGCCACAUGGAGCCCGUCGUGGCGCCCCCCCAUGGGCUACCCGGCGCCCACCCCGCCUUGGGCCGCCCAGCAGGCCCCAUCAACAAGCAUCGCCAGCACCGCCAAGGGCACUGGCGCCUCCGAUGAGUACACGGUCGACACCCUCAGGCGGGUCUUCAAGGAUGACGACGGCCGCGUGGAGAUCCAGAGAGUCAAAGUUCAGCGGCGGAACCCCGAGCCCGGCGCCGUGACCGUGGCGAGCCCCGAGGCCAUGAGCGUGGUCCCCGUGGGCACCUUCCCCCUCAACGAGCGCCGCCCGCCGCCCAGGAGGAACCGCAGGAAGCCAGAGAUACACGUGACAGCCAUGGGGCCCGCGGGACCGUACCCGUGGUACCCCUACAUGCCCUACAUGCCCUACCCGUACCCGUACCCUUACUACUUCCCGGGGGGGUGCGUGUGGCCGUCCGGCGCGACGUCUGACACAUUCUCCACCUGGAGCGGCAACGAUGAGAGUGAGGGCGCCUCCUCCCACCAGGACUCAGCCCUCAACUCUCAGCGCCUCGAGUCGCGCGUCUCCCAUCUCUCACGCGACUCCUUCCCCAGCCACCGCUCCACGUCCCCGGCCGCUGCCUCGCACAUCACCGACACCCACAGCAUCGCCCCCUCGGACAGUGUAUCGGUCCGUGGCCGCAAGAGAGAGACCUCGCUGGAGCGGGCGCUGCUCGGCCCGACACCCCCGCCGCGUACCAAGAGUCGGGCGUCUUCGUCACUUGGGUGUAAGUCUGACGCUGGAAAGACCCAGGAGUGGAUGCUGGAGAUGCAGCGCGCCUUGCGGGCCAGCGGUGACGUGUCUGUGAAGGCGCCCGCCACUGGCUCACUGCGGGAUGUGUCCUCCGACGUCAUAUACAAAAAGAUCCCUCCCAUAAGAAAGCGGAGAAAAAUGAAAGCUGACGAUAUGAGCAGCAAAUCCUCCAUAACUGACUUGAAAGACAUUGAUGACUUGAGUGAGCGACAAAGUGCUGUGUCUGACGUGGCUUUCGACGAUUCAAGACUGAGUCCGGAACUUAACUAUGCAUUCCGGAAACUGGAACGAUCGGUCGAAGCUUUUAGGCAUGAAAUCAACGCCGACUCCCCCGUUCAAAGUCACGCAGAGUCCCCGUCAGUGGAGAUCUCCCAGUCGAGCGGCGAAGUCACUCCCACUGAAGCCUUUGGAUCGCCGUUCUCAGAUAUACGCAGCCUCGCAGAGAAAGCCAAGGAAGAGGAAACGAAAAGGCCAGGGUCAUCCAAGCGUUCAAGAGCCAUAUCAGAGUCCGUAUCCUCUCUUCCUUCCCUGGAGGCGGCGAGAACUGGAUCAGCACCCGACGUGUCCCAUCAUCACAGACUUCCUAUUGUUUCCCCUUCACAGUCUAAGGAGUCCACCGUCACCAAUAUUAUAACAGUCACUUCUACUGCCGUGUGUUCUUCUUCACCUACAACAACGGCGUCCACCGCACAAGCCACGCCAUCAUCUGUGACUGCACAACGAAAAGGGGAUGACAAAGUACCCUCAGCGUCAUCGGAAUCAACGACAGUAACUCUAAAGGGCGAAGCAGUCUCAGAGGCUACUCCUAAACCAUCAAGCUCCGAGGAGUCAUCAGAGGCCUCCAACACCACCCUCAUCUUCCGUCCUUCGUCCGUUCCGCAAUCAUCUCAAGGUCUCUCAGCGGCCACAACAACAGCAACUACAACGGAAGCGAAAACAUUGCCAGCAGAAACGGGAACAUCAAAAGCAGCAACGGCAACGGAAACAGCAGUCACGGUAAAGGAAAGAUCAGUGGAGGUUUCUUCAGAAGCUAACACGGGUCUUGAAGGAGUCGGAGAGGCCAGUGGGAGGCAGUCUCAAGCCAGCAGCGCCACCACCUUCUUCUCUACGCGGACUACAGACGACUCCCACGCUGUAGACACCGACUCCACUGACAUUCCGAUGCCUACGACUGCUGACGAGAACGAGGAGUCCCCUGCGAGUACUGGCCCCGAGGAUGACCAUCCCUGGGUAUUGCAGCGGCCGGAGGAGGCGCCCACACUCAACACGGCCGGCCAAGACGAGCGUCGAAAUGCGUGGCGCGCCGAAGUAAGCUUGUGGCGGGCGCGUCUGGUAGUGUCGCUGUGUCGGGGCCGCGGCCUGGACCGUCAGGACUGGGCCACCUUCCAUCUGAUGGUGCACCACCCUCUCACCCUGGACCUGAAGCUGUCGCUGCUGCACGCCCCGCGCCUCUGUACCGCCAACAGCAGCGUAGGGCCCGCCGUGCUGAGGGUGGCGCUCAUCCAGCUGGCGCAGUACGGCGAGACGCUGCUGCAGUCAGAGUCCGCCAGGCAGUCCGGCUGGCGAUCCAUCAGGCUGGACGCCGGCCACGCCUGGGUCCCCGUCAAGGGAGCCGCUGAGAUCUUGCAGAGCCUCGGGUACCAGGAGCGAGGGGACGGCGCUGAGCUGAGAUACAGUCGUCGCUGCAGCCCCGAGGCUUCCGUCGUGGCUCGCCUCACCCUCGACAUGCUGGUGCUGGCCGAGGAGUUCCGGCUCUUCCUCACCGGCACCCACCAGUACCCUACCAACGUGUCGGACCUCUUCUACCCGGAGUCCGUGGCUAUGUCCGCCGUGACUGACCUGCCCCAGCGGCCACCCUCCUCGGAAGGCAGCUUCAUCUCGGCCCAGUCUGAGGCCGGACCGGUGACUAUUGGAGAAAGCAGAGCGUCUUCUGUCACCGAUGAAGAUACAGAAACCUUGCAGACAUGUGCCCUGGCAGUCGGUAAUCACGAAAAGUUACUGAGACACAAAUCUACGUCAGAGGAGGACAUUACUGUUAAGGAGGAUGACAUUAAGAAAGAACCAGUAGAGAUAACUUCGGCGGAGAUCGGAGAAGUGAAACAAGAACCAGCCCCCAAGGUAGUCACAAGAACGGACUCUGAGGCUUCAGCUGAAGGUCCUGACGGGCAGCAGCUCCUGACGCCAGCAAGCGACUCCACGUCCCUCAGUUCUGACGUGACCAGCCUUCCAGAUCUGCAAUCCAACACGACUUCAGGAGACAGUCAGCGUCUGGAUGGAUCGGAAGUGUCAAGUGGCAACGAGACCGUUACUCCGGGCGCCUCUCCAACACCGACCCCAGAGGUUAAUUCCGUUUCUAAAGCCGAUGAGGCUAACCACGCCACCUCCGCUACUCCGACUCCUGCAGCCACGAACGAUAACCCCGAGGAGCACGUCUACGAGGAGAUCGACGUGAUACGCGCACAGGUUCAAGCGAUCAGGGCAUCAAGUGUUCCUGCAGACUCAGCGCCGCCGCCGCUUCCACCGAAGAAGAAAGUCAGCUCGGGUGGGGAGGAUGACUCGGGGCUCAGUCUAACGUACCCGCAGGUGGAGUGGUCAUCAGCUUCCACGCCGGGAUCUCUGCGCGGGGGAUCGACCAGCGCCAAGAGGAAAAAGCGCCGCGCUCCCAUGCCGCCGGAGUUCAUGCCGCCAGACUGGAAACAACGCCAAGACCCGCCGAAGAAGGAUGAUCUUGAACCAACAGUCAAGAUCAGGGAGUCCAAGGAUCCUGAUAACACAAAGAAGAACGAAUACAGAAGAUCCUUGAAUCCGUUCUAUGAGGAAAUCGACGCCGUUCAAGACGAGGUACGGGAAAUGGAAAGCAAGAAGGCCACCGAUCAGGAAGAGAGCGCAGCGAGUGGAAAUCCGUUCUUGGAAGACAAACCCAAGGCCGCAGGGUACGUCGGUAAGAACCCUUUUUACGACGAUGUUGUGUUGCUCAAGAAGAGUGAGGAAUACAAAGAGAUUAAACGAAACGAACCAUCCCCAGCGGCUCCCAAAGAUGAGUCAGCGUCUCCUCCUACCCCCGCCGAACAAGCUGAGCCUCCAGUGGUUCGUCCCAAACGCAGAGCUCCGCGGCCGCCACCCACUCCCCCAGCACCGGCAGAUGAGCCUCAGAAGCCAGCCACCCAACAACACACACCUGCCACCCCUUCACCCGCUAAUACUCGAAAAACUAAAGCUCAGGAUGAACAGAAAGUGAGUGCCACUGAGUUACAAGUAAAUGAGAGAAGGGAAAAGGAGAAGGUGAGCGGUGGUGAUGGCGUUAAGCAGCCCAGUAAACCAACACCUCAAAAAAGUGACGAAAUCGCGGCUAAAUCAUCUGUGUCAGCAAACGAAGAGAACAGUAAAACAACGGAGGAGACUUCUUCAGUGCCCCCUCCGCUUCCGCCUCCCAAUCAGCGGAUAGCGGACGCAGACACACCACCAACCUUGACUCCGAAGAUGAACCGAGUCAUUCGCGUGUCGCCUUCACACCCUAGAGCACCGCCGCCUCCACCGCCAACUCAAGCCAAAUCCACAACUCCUGCUCCUGAAGAAAAGGCGAAGACCCCAAAGGAAGAGACCCCGCCGCCUAUCCCCCCACCAAAGGCUCCACUCUCCCUCCUGGAUGAGAUACCUUACAUGGAUGCCAGCGAACUGAAGGAGGCGAAGGAGAAAGAAUCGUCCGAGUCUGAUCUUGUUGCUCCGGGCGCUGUGAUGACCACUCCUACGCUUCCCCGGCAGCCCGCACUCGUGUUGACUACCGUAGGCCUCCCCCCUGAGUGUCCCCCGCCGCCACCUCCUUGCCCCCCACCGGAGUCCCCCCCUGAAACCCCUCAUAACUCCCCCCCAGAUACACCUCACGUCUCCCCACCGGAAACACCCCAUACGUCCCCGCCUGCAACCCCUCACGCCUCGCCAAAACCCUCCCCGAAGCCCUCUCCUAUCCCUCUAUCCCGCCACCAGACCCAACACUCACUGGUCACAACGGAAAAGGGCUCGGUGGAUCACGUUAGCGCCACUGACAAAGAGGACGGGACGGCUCCACCAGUUCCACCGAAGAUUAUACAAGAAGAAGGAACACCCCCAGUACCACGGAGGACCCCACAGGAAGAAGGAACAACACCACCAGUCCCACGGAAAACCACAGAGCAAGAGGGGACACCACCACCAGUACCACCGAAGAACCUCACCCCAGAAGGAACACCGCCAGUCCCACCGAAGAACAUCCACCCAGAAGGAACGCCCCCAGUCUCACCGAAGAACCUCCACCCAGACACAGCAUCGCAGCCACAAAACGGGUCUUCAGCCACUCACGGCCCGGUUACAGCAAAACACUCGGGUCAGAGCUCGUCUUCGGAGGAGAGAUACGAGAUACCGGACACGUCUCGAGCACCUCCACCUCGACCACAAAUUCAGACGCUUCCCACAGCAAAGCAGACUAACGGGAAGACCGGCCCGCCCCAAGAGGAAGACCGCUAUGAAGUUCCCGAAGACCCAAAGCAGCCCAUCGGUGUUUCCUCAAAGGGUGGGAGUGAGAGAGUCAAGGCAAUAGAAGCUGAGGAACGGUACGAGAUUCCGCAGGUGGUGAAGGAGACAUCCGUGAAGCGAGGAGUAAACGGCGCGCCAUGCUCGGUGUCCCUCGCCCGCGCCACAUCGCCUAGGAAGGGAGAAAUAGCGGCUGUCUUCGGCCCUCCAAAGCCUCCAAGAAGACGAAGGAACAAUCACUCGCCUCCGCCAAGGCCCCCCAAGAAUCCUAGCCUGGGGGAGGGCGCGCAACGACCGUCCUCUGAUAGCUCGUCCUUCACCUCCUCGUCCUCCUUGCCAGUCUCAGCGCCGCACCACAGCAACAAGCCCACCAAGAGACGCUCCUGGCCCUUCCUCCUCUGUGACUGCCUCUACGUCAACUGUCGAAACUACGAGGACGUGGAAAAGUGAAAAGUACAUCUCGUUUGACUUCCGUAAGAGACAGAUUAUUGAUUAUCCAAGAAAUAUUUUGCAUUAUUCGAGUUUUUUUAUGUGUUAGUGAAAGUAUAUACCACCAAAUCAGUUAUAUAGCAAAUAGUGCACACCUCCUCGUCAUGUUUUGGAAAGGUUAAUUAAUCUUGUGAUCCUUCUGUUAUAUGUCUGUUAAUUAGCCGUUGAAAUGGUGAAGUCCUAAUGCCAAAGUGCUGUGAAAAAAAGCUCGAUAUUAUCUAUCUGUCCACGCAAUAUGAUCGUAUGUUCUUAUUACUACACUUAUGUUCAAUGUUCUUAGCCUUCCUUAUGUUCCUGUAGUCCUUGUGUUCUUAAGUUCUUGUACUCUAUGACUCCUUAUAUGUUCUUAUUAUUACGUAUGUUCUUGUGGUUCUUCCUAUGUUCUUAUGUUCUAAUGUUCCUAUUACUCCCUAUGUUCUUCUGUUCUUAUCUAUAUCUUAUGUUAUUUUCAAUCUUUAUGUUCUUUUGGAGUUACCUUAUAUAUCCCAAACAGCCUCUUGCAGACUCCUUACGUUCUUAUGUUCUUACGUUCUUAAUCACACCUAAUGUUAUGUUCUCAUGGAGCUGCCUUGUACAUGCCAACCAGCCUUUUGCAGACUCCUUUCGUUCCUAUGUCCUAAAUACGUGCAAACUGUGAUUAUUAAGCCAUCUCUACCACCGCAUGUCAGGGGGGAGGAUGGGACAGGUGAGCGGGCGGUACACUUAGGCGUUGGGAUCACUAAUUACCCUCCCCAGGUGUCUCUGUACAGGUAAGCAAUAGUAUCUCGUCUCCAGUGUGUCGUCCAUGUCUUAGCAAAUGUGUCGAUCUGAUAUUUAUACCAAUUGGCAGCAUGUAAAUUAUCUAUUGUCUGAUUAUACGGAGAAGUCCCACACGCAAAUAAAGUAUAUGUAAAUCUUUG